AUGAUGACCAUGACUACGAUGGCUGACGGUCUGGAGCCUCAGGACUCGUCCAAGUCUGCGUUCAUGGAGUUUGGGCAGCAGUCGCACUCACAGCAGAGCUCUCCGUCGAUGGCCGGCGGACACUACCCGCUGCACUGUCUCCACUCCGGCUCACACGCGCACCACCAGCACGACAACACCGCGUACACCGGGACCAACACCUACAACAGGUCGUUACCCUACCCAUACGUGAGCCACGCGCACCACAGCCCGUACCUGCCGUCCUAUCACAACAACACGGGAGGACAGACAAGGUUAGACGGCACAGGUAAGAGACCCCCCUUUUGUCCAUCCACCGGCGCCUGGCAGACCGUCUUUUAAAUAUGGGUGGCCCUCAAAGUGGGAAUCAAACCUUUUCUCUCUGCCAGUGUUGGUGUCAUGCCCGAGUCACCGCGCGGCCACUCCAAAUUCGGACGAAUGAUCUUUCAGGCGUAGGUGUGGGCGAUUACACCGAAGGAAAAUCGUGCGUAAAUGGCACCGGAUAAUUCCUUGAUCUAGCCUAUUUUCAGUCCCUCCAGCCUGUGAUUUUUCUGUCCUGUUCCGCUCUCCUGUCACUUCCCACAAAACCCGCUCCAAUGCCCGGGCUGUGAUCAUGCACGAGCGUGCAAUCCUCACCAACUACUCGUGAAAAUUAGGCAGCACGCACGCCCCGAAUGUUGUAAUUAGCAUUUAAUUGACAUGUCAUUACGAGCAAUAUCCUAAAUAUGACAGCGUAUGAGGAUUGUGGCUGCCAUGCCGCUUCGAGGCAAUCUGAUCAGCCAGGAUUUAUUAUUUUAGACGGUUUCAUGCAAGGCUGUUGAAUUUAUCUCCUCCUUCACGGAUUAUUUCAGCCGUUUGACGCUUCAUCGUACCACCCUGCACGCACAGACACACAGAUGUAAUCCAGGCUGUUGGUUUUGAAUAACAUUGAUUGUUUUUGUUGCAGAGCAGCAGAAAACGACGGUGAUUGAAAAUGGGGAAAUUCGUUUUAAUGGAAAAGGCAAAAAGAUUCGCAAACCUCGGACAAUUUAUUCCAGUUUGCAGCUGCAAGCACUGAACCACCGUUUCCAGCAAACACAGUACCUCGCUUUACCGGAGCGUGCGGAGCUGGCUGCCUCUCUGGGACUGACACAAACCCAGGUAUGAGGGGGGGAUUUAUACUCUUUAUUUCUACAGUAAAUUAGCCUGCCUGUAAUUGUAUUUAAGAUUAAAUUAUUAUUAAUAUUCCUAUUUAGCUUUGUUCCAAUUUACUUUUUUUUUCCUGGUGUAAAACCCUGAAUUCCCACAUUUUGCAGGUUUUACGCAUCCUCACUCAUACUCCUGUCCUCCACUAAUUACACGCACCCCUCUCCUUUUCACCUCCAGGUAAAGAUCUGGUUCCAGAACAAGAGGUCAAAGUUCAAGAAGCUGCUCAAGCAAGGCGGCAACCCGCACGAGAGUGACCCUAUCCCGGGCUCCAUGUCCCUUUCCCCGCGCUCCCCGACCAUCCCUCCUAUCUGGGACGUCUCGGCCUCUUCUAAAGGAGUAAACAUGCCGGCUAACAGUUACAUGCCCGGCUACUCUCACUGGUACUCCUCUCCACAUCAAGAUUCAAUGCAGAGAUAG
Xyrichtys novacula (pearly razorfish) is the source of this 1623-nucleotide messenger RNA. NCBI's taxonomy places the organism in Eukaryota, Metazoa, Chordata, Actinopteri, Labriformes, Labridae. The record is from the annotation of a GenBank genome assembly.